This is a messenger RNA of Phyllostomus hastatus (greater spear-nosed bat), 3977 nucleotides long. It is a transcript of the gene ARRDC4, whose product is annotated as arrestin domain containing 4. The transcript is spliced from 8 exons. Gene Ontology annotation, molecular function: ubiquitin-like ligase-substrate adaptor activity. Bases 168 to 1409 code for a protein of 413 amino acids. The record is from RefSeq and is a predicted model, not a curated record. Gene Ontology annotation, biological process: protein transport. Gene Ontology annotation, cellular component: plasma membrane; cytoplasm. NCBI's taxonomy places the organism in Eukaryota, Metazoa, Chordata, Mammalia, Chiroptera, Phyllostomidae.
GCGACAGGAGCCACGGCGCGCUAGGGUUCCUCCGGCCACCGCACAGCUGGCACUGCGGCCCUCCAUGUGCGGCUGGCGCCUUUGACAGCAGCGCCACUUUGCUUCCGACCCCCGAUCCGGGCGCUGCCUACCUAUUUGGCGCGGGCACGGCCGCGUCGCCCGGCGGGAUGGGCGGCGAGGCGAGGUCCGCGGAGGCCGUGAGCUCCGAGGGUCGCGUGAAGAGCCUGGGUCUGGUGUUCGAGGACGAGCGCAAGGGCUGCUACUCGAGCGGCGAGACAGUGGCUGGGCAUGUGUUGCUGGAGGCGGCCGAGCCGGUGGCCCUCCGCGCGCUGCGCCUGGAGGCCCAUGGACGCGCCACUGCCGCCUGGGGCCCCAGCGCCGGCUCCGCAGCCCCGGCCUCCGUCUCGGAGGUGGAGUACCUGAAUGUGCGCCUGAACCUGCGCGAGGCCCCAGCCGGUGAAGGCGCCCUCUCCCUACCACCCGGCAAACACGAAUUCCCCUUCAGCUUCCAGCUGCCGUCUGAUCUCCUAGUCACGUCGUUCACCGGGAAGUACGGAAGGAUCCAGUACUGCGUGCGGGCGGUGUUGGAGCGGCCCCGGCUGCCGGCCCAGAGCGUGCAGCGGGAACUCCAGGUGGUCGGUCACAUCGACGUCAACACGCCAGCACUGUUAACGCCUGUGUUGAAAACUCAAGAGAAGAUGGUGGGCUGCUGGUUGUUCACCUCCGGCCCAGUCUCGCUGAGUGCCAAAAUCGAGAGAAAGGGCUACUGCAAUGGAGAAGCUAUUCCCAUCUACGCAGAAAUAGAGAACUGCUCCUCCCGACUGGUGGUCCCCAAAGCUGCCAUCUUCCAGACGCAGACGUAUCUGGCCAGCGGGAAGACCAAGACCGUCCGGCAGGCGGUGGCCCACGUGCGUGGGAACCACAUCGCGUCCGGGAGCACCGACACCUGGAACGGGAAGAUGCUGAAGAUCCCGCCCGUCGCGCCGUCCAUCCUGGACUGCUGCAUCCUCAGAGUGGACUACUCCUUAGCUGUGUACAUUCACAUUCCUGGUGCUAAGAAGCUGAUGCUGGAGCUGCCCUUAGUGAUCGGCACAAUCCCAUACCACGGCUUUGUGAGCAGGAACUGCAGCAUGACCAGCCAGUUCAGCGUGGACAUGAGCUGGUGGGCCCUGGCGCUGCCCGAGCAGCCGGAAGCGCCCCCGGAAUACGCAGACGUGGUGUCAGAGGAGGCGCUCUCCAGGCACGACCCCCCCCACCCCGCGCUGCCCAGCUGGGGGCCAGAGGCACACUGCCCCGCCUUCGCCUGCAUUCCGGACUUCCGCUUCCAGCCUCCCCCUCUCUACUCAGAGGUCGACCCGCAUCCUAGCAACACGGACGAGACCCCCCAGCCCGUCUCCUUCAUUCUGUGAACGCGUCUCGGAAACCACUGUGAUCGUCCCCCCAGGGAGGACGCCGGCUCUCGUCCCCUGCCUUCUGGGCAAGCGGGAGGGAAGAUUCGCUUAAAGGACCCCAACGAACAUCAGCACCAAGAAAUUAAAGAGUACGUGGACUGCCCGGCAGGCUGGCAGGAUUGUUGCCCGGGUGUGUGGUGGGGCCGCGUGUCCCCUUUGGAGAUCGGCAGCCCGUGGACGUCGCAGAGCGGAGCGGGAGCCCCGAUGGGGACAGAGUAAGAGGAGGGGCCCGAGCUGACCGCAUUCUGUGUGCGCAGAAGAAGCACACUACGCAAGGGCUCUCAGGGCGGAGCAAAGGCAACCCGGGAGCCCUGGGAGGGGGCCUGACUAUGGGGAAGUUGGGGUGUGCAGGGGCAGAGGAAGGCUGAGUCCGAACGCCGACUGAGACCCCCCGGGGGCUGGGGGCCGCUGGUCCCCUCCCCCACACAUCCCGCAGGCCUGUGGUCCGUGGAAGACCAGUUCCUGAGACCAUGGUGGUUGGAGGCCCUCAGGAAGGGAUUGGGUUUCCACUCUUUCUGGGCCCAUUCAAAACAGUUGAGACAUUGGGGGUCCAAUAUUACGAACCCAAGAAAGGGUCCCUUGAAAGGCAUGUGAGUGCAAAGGGGAAAGGUGAAUUCCCACACGGGGACACCUCUUGUCAGAGGCUGUGAUUUCUACCCUCUUGAGUACUUGAACAGGACUCGUGUGUGACUGUCCUCACACCCUAUUUACCUAAGAGCAUCCUGGACAGAGAAGGGGACAGGUGCGUCCUUGGGAUGCCGCGGCACCUACACAGGAAGGCGCACCAAGGGCUCGUUCUCACCUACCUCCGGCGGGCGAUCGGACUCGUUUUCAGACUCGGUCUGAUGGGUCUCGGGGGCGGGGGGCCCCGGCCCUCGGCAGGGGCGCCUAGGGCUCGCCUGUCACUGCGUCUGGAACCGAACCCCAGGGAGCCCCUGCACGGUUGGCAGGAGACGGGAGUUAACGCAGGUAAACCAAAGGCAUCUCAAAAGAAACGCAACACUGAUUCAGAGGGUAGAAAUGACGUUUUUUGAAAAGGCGCUCGGACUGGGUUCGUGCCAGGAGACUCGCGUCCCCCGAGGGCGGGCCCUGCCCGGUGCCUCCUCAGUCCCAUUCCUUAGUCAUGCUCUGGAAACUGUGAUUCUAUUGUUCUGGUGCAAUAUUUUAUUAGCAUUUAACCUCAGGCUGUUGAGGCCAACGAGAUGAUGUUGCUGCCGAGAGUCCGAGGAGCUGUUUCUCCUGCCGCCUCUGCUCUGCUGGCGUGGGAGCUGAGAGCACUUCUGCACGGGGGGCAGGCGAGGCAGGGGUGCCUGUGGUGGGUGGGUGGGGAUCGGGGACCCCCUGAGGGCUUCCUCUGACGGAGAAACCCUGGUGCUUCCCAGGGGAACACUUCAGUUCACUCAGCAGAACGGUACCUUCAGUGAGAAAGAAAAAUUCUUCCAAGGUGAAAUGUGGUCUUUAAAAAUGAGUCCGCCACUAGGUGAUCCGAUGAUCGGGGAUUUUUCUUCGAACGGGAGGUGUGAGUGGGCAUGUCUCAGCCCGCUGGGCACGCCUCUCUCCUCUGUGGUACGUCGGCGUCACACACGUGUCUCAGCGUAAGCCGCCGUUUAAGGUCGAUGCUGACGCUCAAGGUACCAAAACUGCCACCAAACCGUCCCCUGCCUUGGUCUUUGAUUUUCCUUGUUUUGGUGUGUGUCUUAAAACAGGUGUGUGUACUGACCACUCCGUCCAAACCGUUUUUACUUUUAAAAAGAUCCUCUUCCCCUAUUGGCUGACUUCUAAUUAGUUGGUACGACUCAUGAGAGACACCGUCCAUCCCCAGGACGGGAAGACAGAGUGAGGGCGUGUGUGGCAGAACAGAGGGGUGUUGGGGGGGGAGAGAAAGUCUGUUUAGCUCCAGGUAGAAAAGCAAGUACUUCCUGCCAUCCUUCACUGGGCUUGCUUCAUCAGCUUUAUCAGUGGGGUCAGGACGUGAACAGGAAGCGGAAGCAAAGCCGAUGGACGUUGUAUUUCUUAAGGGAACAGCAGAGUCAGUUGGCCUUACUGAAUUCCCACCGGCGUAUCUGACCUCCGGCCGUGGGCUGCAGCCCCCACACACACCUUUUCUCGAUCACGAAGUUGUGUCUCGAGAAUGCAGCCAGUUCCGCAUGGGAACAGAACACUUGGACAUGAAGGUCAAAAUCUAGCUGCUGCAUUUGCUUCUCUAGUCCUUUGUGUCGUUUGCAAACAAACUGUGGCCUUAGAACUUUCUUUUCGAUGCAAAAAAAAAAAAUGCCGAAAUUGAAAAUGUGCAGCUUUUGGCACCCAACAUCCUUCCGUGGGCAGAACUCACUGAUUUUCGUUGCGUUUUGCACAGUAAGAAACUCCAUAGGCAGGGGUUAUGUUUUCCAUAAGUGGACCAUGAAAGCUUUUUUUAAUUUUUUUUUAUUGAAAAUGUAACAAUGCACAGGGGAAACAAAGAUUGUAUUUUGUACUCUUGUUUGAACCCUAUGGGUUCCUUUUAUUAAUAAACCGAUCCCACUGAGA